Molecule: messenger RNA, 1491 nt
Organism: Cavia porcellus (domestic guinea pig)
Lineage: Eukaryota; Metazoa; Chordata; Mammalia; Rodentia; Caviidae
Gene: Dohh
Product: deoxyhypusine hydroxylase
Exons: 5
Coding region: 223-1134 (303 amino acids)
Biological process (GO): peptidyl-hypusine biosynthetic process
Molecular function (GO): deoxyhypusine monooxygenase activity
Source: RefSeq, a predicted model, not a curated record
CGGGCGGGCUUAGGCAGAGCGCCGCCGGGGUAUCCGGUUUCUGGGAUUCGUUGGCCGGGGUUUGGAGAAAUCCCGCGUCCUGAGAUCCCCGCCUGCCUCCGAGCUCCAGGGAUCCCUGCGGAGCGGGAGAAGAGGUUCCGUCAGGUGGCCCCCUUGUCAGCUUUGAAGAACCUUGCUCCGGGUUUAGCUGCGGAGGAACAAGCCUCCGGGCAGGAGGGCACCAUGGUGACCGAGCAGGAGGUGGAGGCCAUCGGGAAGACCCUGGUGGACCCCACGCAGCCCCUGCAGGCCCGCUUCCGGGCCCUCUUCACGCUGCGUGGGCUUGGCGGCCCUGACGCCAUCGCCUGGAUCAGCCGGGGUUUUGGGGACGACUCGGCCCUGCUGAAGCACGAGCUGGCCUACUGCCUGGGCCAGAUGCAGGACCCCCGCGCCAUCCCCGUGUUGGCAGACGUGCUGCGGGAUGCGAGCCAGGAGGCCAUGGUGCGCCACGAGGCGGGGGAGGCCCUGGGCGCCAUCGGGAACCCGGAGGUGCUGGAGCUCCUGAAGCAGUACUCCGCCGACCCUGUAGUUGAAGUGGCUGAGACCUGCCAGCUGGCCGUGCGGCGCCUGGAGUGGCUCCAGCAGCACCCUGAGGAGCUGGCGGCGGCCACGGGACCCUACCUCUCGGUGGACCCGGCACCCCCAGCCGAGGAGCGCGACGUGGGGCGGCUGCGGGAGGCGCUGUUGGAUGAAGCCCGGCCUCUCUUCGAGCGGUACCGCGCCAUGUUCGCACUGCGCAACGCGGGCGGGGAGGAGGCCGCCCUGGCGCUGGCCGAGGGCCUGCGCUGCGGCAGCGCGCUCUUCCGCCACGAGGUGGGCUACGUGCUGGGCCAGCUGCAGCACGAGGCCGCGGUGGCCCCGCUGGCCGCCACCCUGGCCCGCCGCGCGGAGAGCCCCAUGGUGCGGCACGAGUGCGCCGAGGCCCUGGGCGCCAUCGCCCGGCCCGCCGGCCUGGCUGCGCUGCGGGCGCACGCGGCCGACCCGGAGCGCGUGGUGCGCGAGAGCUGCGAGGUGGCGCUGGACAUGUACGAGCACGAGCGCGGGCCGGCCUUCCAGUACGCCGACGGGCUGGAGCGGCUGCGCCCCGCGCCCUAGGCCUGGGGCGCCCCGGCGGGGGCUUAGCCCUGCAGGCCGGCCUCCUGCACCCUACCCCUGCCCCCCACCCAUCUGGGGGCCGGAAGCGCCCCAGGCCCGCAGGGAAGGGGAGGGGUCUGGAUAUGCCCUGCCCGGGAUGGCUAUGCUGGGGGUGAGGAUGUUGGGGGACCCCAGGGACAGAACUAGGGCUCUUGGAAAGUGUCAGGGUGACAGUGACUCAGGCUUCACCAGGAACAGGAAACGGGGUUCGGAGGUGCCUCACCCUUUGGGGCCCAAGCCAGGACCGGGAGGUGGCCUCUGGCCGGGCCGGGCCGGGGUGCCAGGAUGGGAUAUUAAACUGUUUUUGCUGAUCGUUGA